Molecule: messenger RNA, 1543 nt
Organism: Morus notabilis
Lineage: Eukaryota; Viridiplantae; Streptophyta; Magnoliopsida; Rosales; Moraceae
Exons: 1
Coding region: 215-1543 (442 amino acids)
Source: RefSeq, a predicted model, not a curated record
UUUCCUUUAUUCACGCCGCUCUCAUUCUAGUUUCCCUUCACUUUCUUAUCUCCACAAGAAAAACAGAAAACCAAAACUUUUUCCCACUUCACCAUUCCAUCACGACGACAACAAGAAAAAAACAAAACAAAAAAGAAAAACCAAUCUUUCCUUUCCACAGGUCUGUUUUCCAUCGUUCUCUCUCUUGGAUUCCAAGGAGAGAAACACAAAAACCAUGUCUGAAUUUUCCUUGUCAAGAACCGAGAAAUACUCUGGUUUGCCUAGUUUUCUCCUCUCUGACUUCUUCCACCUUUGUUUCUUCGUCCUCUCACACCCUCUUUACUUCUCUUACUUUAUCUUCUUCUCACCAUAUCUCUUCAAGAUCUUUUCUUUUCUCUCUCCUCUCUUCAUCACCACUAUUCUUCUCCUUGUUGCUCUUCUCAGUACUGUCUCUCCUAGCUUUGUCCAAGAUGAUUCCUCCGAGCCCGAGUUGGGUUCUCUGGCUGCCAUGUACCGAACCGUUUCGGAGAGAUUAAGGUCUAAAGCCGACGGCAACGAGGAGGAUGACAACGAGGAGGAGUUUCGACGUUUCGAGGAGUUUGAAGUUUAUAAAGUUGUGUUUGAUACGUCGGCAUUCGAAACUAGAGAAGACCCUUUUGAAGCCUUGGAGGAGGUUGUGAAAGAAACUUGCUUGGAGGCCUCUGAAGCGCCGGUUGACAAGUGUUUGAUCCACGAAGACAAUGCUGCUGUCUUUUCGAAAGAAGGGUCGGACGAAAAUUCUGCGGAAAACCCGGUUGAGAUUUCUCAUGAUCAUCGUCAUGAUGAGAAGGAAUUAUUUGAGAAGCCAAUGGUGGGAAUAGCAGUAGACAGUCUGAAAUGGUGUUUGCAAGAAGAGAGAGAGUUGGAAAAUAUGUCUUGCAAAAAGGAAGACAAAGAAGACACAGAAGUCAAGCCUUGGAUUGUAGAAUCAGAAAAAGUUGAUCAUCAAGAUCAAGAUAAAAAACAAGAAGUACUGCUCACAAGAAGCGGAUCCAAGGUGAUAGGUAGUAGAAUAAAGAGCCUAAGUAGAGCAAGUAGCCAAGAAUAUUUUGCGAGUCCUGACCGCCAUUUCGAUCAUCAGUACUCUUGGAAGUCUAGCAUGGAUCAGGAUUCUCAAACAUUUGAUUCAAGUCUUGGAAGUUUUGGCUCCAUGAGGAAAGAAAAGGAGUGGAGGAGGACAUUGGCGUGUAAGCUCUUCGAGGAGCGCCACAAUGUCGACGGCGGUGAAGGGAUGGAUUUGCUUUGGGAGACGUACGAGACGUCGGAAUCGAAAAAGGUUCAGUCCAGCAGGAGCAACUCAAAGAAGGGAAAGAAGGGUUCUGUUGAGUAUAGUGAUAUGGAUGAUGAUGAUGAUUAUGAGGAUGAGGCAGAAGGGCAAUUGUGCUGCUUACAGGCCUUGAAGUUCUCAGCAGGGAAGAUGAAUUUGGGCAUGGGAAGGCCUAAUCUUGUCAAGAUUUCCAAGGCCUUGAAAGGAAUCGGAUGGAUCACCAAUGUGGGCAGGCAUGGCAAGAAGCGGUACCAUUGA